This is a messenger RNA of Neospora caninum, 1629 nucleotides long. RefSeq lists its product as hypothetical. Bases 1 to 1629 code for a protein of 542 amino acids. NCBI's taxonomy places the organism in Eukaryota, Apicomplexa, Conoidasida, Eucoccidiorida, Sarcocystidae. The record is from RefSeq and is a predicted model, not a curated record. The transcript has 9 exons.
AUGGACGAAGAACUCUCCAUUGGUCUUUCGGCUGUCUCCACAAGGAGCGCAGCCACGUGUCAAGUGUGUCGUCGCGCAGUUUCCAAGUACACCUGCCCAAAAUGCCGCGCGCGUUCCUGCUCCUCCAAGUGCUACAAAGUCCACAACGCUGGACGGUGUGCGAAGCAGUUUCAAGAGGAACAGGUCGUAGAGGCCGUGAAGGCAGCCAGAGUCACGGCCAUCGACAAGCGUCGGUUUGAACUCAAACUCUCCCGCCUGCGAAAACAGGAACUUGGCGAAGAGGAAGACGAGGAAGAAGAGGCCGAAGAUGACGAGGAGCAGAGGAAGGAUCGGCGAGAAGAAGAAGAAGAACCAGGGGAGGACUCUGCGCUGCUUGAGGGUAUGGACGAUGAACGGCACGCGCAGUUAAUCGAACUGGCGCAGAAAGGAAUGCUCGACGAGGACUCCCUGACCGAGGAAGAACGGAGAGCCUUUCACAAUGCACUGGGAACAGGCGCCCUCGCCCAGUACCUAGAGCCCUGGGAGCCGUGGUGGCAAAAAGGGUCUCUGUACGCGUAUGCGCACUGCAUGCGGAGUUACAACGGCGAAGUCGAGGACGUGGAGCUUCAAGAGGCUUGUCAGCACAUACUGGCGAUCGCUCAGGCUCUGGGCUCCACGCAGCCCCCGCGCACUCCCAUGGAGGCUCUUGACGUGGCGCUCGGAGCCACAUCAUCUGAAGCCGUGCAGUGCAGAGACCCCGCAUUCAACGCGCUUUGCCUCCAAGACUUGCAGGGCGUGUUCACCUGCCGGGAACAUGCGUUCCGCGCAAUUGAGGAGAUUCUCGAGAUGCUUCACGGUCUGCUGCUGAUGGUCGCCGAAGUCCAAGAGGAAGAGCAAGCGGAGGCGCAGCGGCAAAUGGCCGGCCAGCGGCGAGAGAGGGCGAACGGAGCGCGGAGAGAGGACGGCGAGGCACUGAAGAAAGCGUUGAAAGAGCGGCGACAAUAUCUCAAAACUCUUGGCCGCCAGGUGCAAUCAAGCGAGAGGAAAAUUCUUUUUCUCGGCUCCUUCGCGUGGCAUCACUGGGGAGAGGUGUCUGCGUUGCUGCCUGCCGCGCUGGCCCAGGUCAAGGCCAAGGAGGCGCAGCUGCAGGUUCUCCUCAAGGAGAUCAAAGCUAUGGACGCUAGCAGAGCGGCUGCAGCGCGAGCGUCGUCAAUGGCUCGCCGCUGCGAUGCCAUCGGGGCAGUGUCGCUCGCCGCUCUCUCGCCAGGCGCCAGCGGGAGCGCGGGCGCGCCGCGCGUUUCCCCAGAAACCAGUCUGCCUGCAACUGCGCGGCAACCUUUUGCAUGCACUCCUGUCAGUACAGAGACGGGGCGCAACGCCACGCGACGCAGUCUCGACGCAGGGCAAAACACAGCUGAUACGUCGAGUGCAGGAGCCGAUGCGCUUCCCAGUUUGACCGGGAAGAGCAAAGCGGAGGCUGGCGGGGCCUCGGCGGCAGACGGAGAAGACGCGGAGUCCUCUGGCGAACGCGACGCGUCUCUUGCCGCCAUGGGCGAGAAAGAUUCCAGGAGCGGCGCAGAAGCUGAGCGUCCGGAAAAAAGGGAGGUGGAAGCGGUCACCCUGCACACACGUCUCAUAGAAGAAUGCUAG